ACCCGAGCAGGAGGCGGAAGACGGUGUCCAUGUAGCGGCUGGAGCUGCAGAAGUGUGUUUUAGAAAAAUAAAGUCUAAUGCAAACGAAUCGACAUUAGCUGCAUGCAGUAAAUUACGCGUUUAGGACGAUCCCCGUUCCGUUUAAUAGAGCCUGGACACCUCAGCUGGUUCCCCGCGGAGAGGCAGAGUUCAGCCGGGAGAUGUACCGAGGUAGGCCUCCGCCGAGAGGAGACUAUCCGCCACCAUUCGAGGGCCGAGGUCCGCCGCCCCCCAGGCCGUACCCCCCUCCGGCCUACAGAGAGGACCGGAGCCGGGAUAGACCUCCGUACCAUGCCGGCUACCACGACCACGGACCGCCGGACUCGUACCGGCGCUCCCCGCCCCGCAGGAGGUAUCCUUCCCCCGGGUCCGGAGGCCACCGAGGCGGGGACUACUACCCCCCGAGAGAGAGGUCGGUGUCUCCCCGGAGCAGCCUCCCCCUCGACCACAACCUGGUGAUCACUGUCGGCAACGAGCUGACCUCAUCACAUGACAGAGAUCACCCGCCUCGACCUGGGUACGAGCGGAGCCACAGCCGGGGACGGAGCCGCCCUCGCAGCCGGAGCAGAGACCGCAGCCCGGACCGCAGCCGGGCCAAGAGCCGGGGGCGGAGCCGCAGCCGAGCCCGCAGCCCGAGUCAGGGCCGCAGCCCCGACCGCAGCCGGGGGCGGAGCCGAGCCAAGAGCCGCGGCAGAAGCAAGAGCCGCGGCAGAAGCAAGAGCCGCCACCGUAGCAAAUCCAGAUCCAGGACCAGAUCCAGGUCUAGAUCCAGGUCCAGAGGGCGGAGUCGGGGGCGGAGCUAUGGCCGAGCGGCGAGCCGCGGCAGAAGCAAGAGCCGAGCGAAGAGUCGCAGCCGGAGCCGCAGCCGGAGCCGGAGUCGCAGCCGCAGCCGCAGCGCCAGCAGCAGCUCCAGCAGCCAGAGCAGCAAAGGCCAAGGAAGAAACACCAACAGGAAGGAGUUCAAGGAGCUGGAGAUGGCGAGGAGGAGGAAGGAGCUGGAGGAGAUGCUCAGCCGACCGACCAAAUCCAUCCUGAAGAAACGCGCCGACUCCGAGGUGGGCGACUCCCCCAGAGGCCUGGAGGGCUCCAGCAUGUCGCGGGUGGCGGACCGGCUGCUGUCGGCAGUGAAAGGCAUGGAGCCUCACAAGCUGGCCUCCAUGCUGGCAGAGCUGCAGUCGGACCCGCAGAUGGCUCAGAGAGCCGGGCUGGACGCGGAGAUUUCCGGCAUCCUGGACCUGCUGGGGGCGCCGGCGGGCAGGAAGGCAGACGCCAAGCCCAAGGACGACAUCGACGACGAGGAGAAGUUCCUGUAUGGCGACUCGGAGGAGCCCAAACCGCAAGCCGCCCCCGAGCCGCUCCACCAUCACAGCUUCUCCGAGUUGUACGGAGACGUGACGGAGGAGGCGCUGUACGGAGAUUUCUCCUCGCAGAACGCCGUCAUGGGUCAAGCCUAUGGCGCUCUGCCGGGCGCCUCGUCGCACCUUCAGGCCCCGCCCACUCCGGGAGACCAGAGGUACCAGAGCAGACCCACCAUCAUGCCAGACAACAACAUCACUGUCCAGGUGUCGAACCCGGUCUUCCCGCCCGGCACGGAGCCGCUGGAGGAGAGCGAGCGGCAGGCGCUGGAGGAAUACGAGAAGAUCCAGGACCUGCUCAAGACCAUCGGCCUCGACCUCGGCGUGGUCGAGAUCAGCAAGAUGGCUGCCAGAACCAAGGAGCGACUGCACGGUAACAAGCCCCCUCCAAAGACGCCCACCCGUCGCAGCCGCUAUUCAUCAGGCAGCUCUGACGGCAGCCGGCGGGGCAGCCGGCACAGGAGGCGGAGCCACAGCGGCAGCCGCAGCUCCGACAGCAGCAGCAGCCGCAGCCGAGCGGGAAGCUGGAGCAGCGACGAGCGGCACAAGAAGGCCUCGCCCCCGCCCAAACCCCGCAGCGGAAAGGAACUGAAGACCGAGAAGAGUGACUGGAGGCCGCCGGUGCCUGCAGAGCCGACGCCACAAUCUGCAGAAGUUAAGCCCAUCCCGACCCACCCGGCGGUACCCAUCCCCCCCUACGGCCACACCCAGGUUCACAGCAUGAUGGCACCCAGCUUCCCCCCGCCGGGCUACAGCCAGUACGGGAACUACAUGCCCUACAUGCACCAGCAGUGGCCACCCAUGUACCCGCCGCCCGGCAUGGCCGUGCCACCCCAGGGUGGCCACGAAGACUACCCCUCCGGCCCGCCGUAUAGCCAGCCAUACAACAAGCCCAUCCCCUUCGAGCCCGAGAGCACGGCACCGCUGAAGGUCUCAGUCCCUCAGGACAAAGGCAAGGAAAGCACUAAAAGCAGCAGCCACGAGAGGAGAGUUUCUGAGGAGCAGAACAACGAGAGCCAAAAACAAAAGGUUCUGGAGGAGAGAGAGAAGCUGAGGCAGGAGAGAGAAAUCCGCAUGAAGAAGAAGGAAUACCUGAUGAAGGAGCUGGAGCGGCUCAGGAGGCAGCAAGGCGAGCUGCUGAGGAAGAAGCGCAGGGAGAAGGACGGACACAAAGACCCUCUGCUGCAGGAGAUCAGCCGGCUGCAGGAGGAGGUGAUGAGCCAGAUCUCCGACCUGCGCAAGGAGCACGAGGCCGCCGAGAAGAAACGCAGCGAGAUCGACAAGGUGGCGCUCAUCCUCGGCCUCAGCGCCUCCGACCGGCCGCGCAGGACCAGCCGGUCGUCUGCCCAGCGGGAGGAGCUGCCACCGGACAAGAAGAAACGAGAGCUGAGCCCGGAGGGCCCGCCGACGCCUGGCACCGCCCCGCUAAAGCAGAACUCGUCGUCAAGAGCGUCGCCAGACAAACCCAAGCCGUCCGUCACCGCCUCGGCUCCGCCCCCUCCUCCGACCCCGCCUCCCGAGCCGUUCGAAUACUAUGACGCAGGAAACCACUGGUGUAAAAACUGUAACGUCACCUCUGGUUCCAUGUUUGAUUUUUUCACGCACUUGCACAGCAAAUCGCACAGGAAGACACAGGAUCCCUACGAAAGGCCCUGGGCCUCCAGUCCCACCAAGACUGACAAGAGUUUGUCUUCAGAAGAGAAGAUGACUAAACCCGCCAAAGGGUCGGAGUUCCUGCUGCCUGUGAGGGGUUUCUUCUGCCUGCUGUGUAGAGACUUUUUUGGUGAUGCCAUUUGUGCCGAACAGCAUGUUACGACGCACGCCCACAACGAGAAAUACAAGAAACAAAUGUAUGAGAAUCCUCUGUAUGAACAAAGGAGGAACCUGGACCGCCAGGCAGGACUGACGCUGGAGGCCAGUGGAAAGAAGCGCAAGCAUGAUGAUGAAGACAGAGGCAGCAAAGAGAAGGAAGAGAAGUCCAAACACAAAAAGGAGAAAAAAGACAAGGAGAAAAAAAAGGAUGAGGGCGACGAUUUGAGGAAAGACGAGAAAUCUAAAGUUAAAAAGGAAGAAGAGAAUGACAAACCCAAGGCCAGCAGGAAAGAGGAAGAUUCUAAACCUGCCAGGAACAAAGAAGAGGAGAGGCCUGGUUUCAGCAAGAAAGAUGAAGAUGAAAGGCAUAAAUACAGCAAGAAAGAUGAUAAACACAGGCACAGCAGAGAAGAUGAGGAGAAGGCCAAGUACAGCAAGAAAGAUGAGGAGGACAGAUACAAAUACAGCAAAGAGGAAGAAUACCGGCACCCAUAUCACAAGGAAGAUGAGGAGAGGUUCAGGUCUGGCCGAGGAGACGACCGGCCAAAGUACAGCUACAGAGAUGACGAUGACAAGUAUAAAUACAGCAAAUACUCCGAUUCCAGAUUCAGAUAUGAUAGGGAAAGAGAGGAGGGGAAAUCUAAGGAACCUAGACAGUACAGAAAGUCUGAACAGUCAAAGGAGGAAGAGAAACCAGAGGUCAAGAAGCAGUCUGAACCUCCUCUGAAGCCCUACGACCCACCCAAAGUCCUCUGCGGGCCCAGCCCUGCCAUGAGAGCCAAACUUCGCAAGCAGAGCAUCGAAACAGGCAAAGCAGCACCUACUGCCUCCUUGUCUACAUUCGGGAAGUUCACAUGGAAAAAGAAGGAGAACACUUUGGCAAAGGAGGCGGAGAGAGUGGCUGCCGAGUUUCUUAAGGAUGAUGAGACGUCUGCAACCCAGGAGAAUAUCCCGGUGGAAGAUUCAUUCGCCAAAUCGGUGGCUGUCGCUAAAGAAAUAGCUCAGAAGCUGGCAGGCCAGACUGGCUUACUGCCUACUCCCACCUGGGUGUCACCUGGCGCCAACCGGGGCAGGAUCCGGCCCAACCUUCCUGCACCUACUGCGGUCUUCAGGAGAACAACCAUGAUGGGCAAACCUGCUCCCCUCAAUACCUUUCUCUCCAUCAGACCACAGUACCCAAAUACAUCAAUGCCUCCGCCAACAAAUUUAUCCCCUAAUUUUCCCUUAGAGAACAGCCCCGUCCCCCCUCAAAAAACCAGCCCUGUGAUGCCCCCACAAGAGAGCCCUGUGAUCCCCCCAGGCAGCCAAACAGUCUCUGACAUCACUACAAAACCGUCAGAGGCUAAACCUGAAACUGUACAAUCAGCCCCGCCUCCCAUGUCAAUGAUAAAGAUUGUGUCUGAUGUUGCGGCUCCAGGUGUCCCUGAGAGCGAACAGACUCGUACAGUUUUUGUCAAGCCUCCGCCUUUCAUGAACAGUGGUGACGGAGCUCAGAAGUCAGAGAAACUGAAGACCAAUCUGGCUGCAGCCAAAGCCCAGGAUUUGUUUGACAUUUUCUAUAGCAGCAUCGGCCAGCCCGGCCCUUCUGCCGUCGCCAGGUCGGCGGCAGACAGCAGAGCCGAGGGGAACAGCAUCAAGAACAGCCAGUCUUCAAAACCACAGCCAGUCUCACAGCCAGCCUCACAACCCAAGCCUCAAACCCAAACCCAGCUUCAGUCCCAGAAUGAGCCACAGACAGUCCCACAAACCCAGUCCAAACCAGCCCCUCAAACGCAGCCCAUCCAGACUCCAGAUCCUGCUCCACAAACUAAGCCAAUUCAAUCUGACCCAAGACCCUGCGCUCAGCCCCAACCUACACCAGUACCUGUAAAAAGUCAAGUUCAGCCUUCACCAGAUCCUAAACCUGAGCUGACUCAGACCCAAGCGGCUCCACAGGCUGUGCCGCCCCAACCAACCCAACCAAGUCCACAGGUUGCACCCGAGCCCCAGUCACUGUCCCAGUUUCAGAAUGUACCCCAAGAUCAUACUGAGCCCUCACCUCCUAAAUCCGAGCAGGUUGAGACCAAACCUGAGAUCACUCCCCAAAUCCAAGUGGAGCCCCUAAAAGAACCAGACCCCCAGUCUUUUGCAGAGACUCUCCCCUCCCCUCCGGACCUUGCUCCUGUAACCAUGCCUGAAAUGCAAUCGCCUCCUAAAACUAAAACCAAAACGUCCCCUCAGAGCAAGAAAACCCCGACUCCUCCCCGCCCCACCCGGCAAACCCGCUCCCAAACCAGAUACCAGACCCGCCAGCAGCAGCUCCAGCUGAGCCAGCCUGAACCAGAGUCUGACUCGGUUCAGGACGAACCUUCAGAGCCCAGUGCUCUGGAUGUUUCGGGACCAGGAUCGGAUGAUGUCGCUGAGUCGCAGUCUGAGGAAAUGACUGGUGACGCCGACUCCAAAAUGGAGAUUUCCGAGGAGACAACUGUGACCCCUGAGACCCUGGGCCUCCCGUCUGACAUGAUGAGUCUGGGGUUCGAGUACGACUUUAACUUUGAGUAAGACAAACACAGAUAGUGGUUUUCUUUUUAAACAUUGGGCAUAUCCACAGUAUUCAGUAGAUCAUAAUAAGCCACAAUAUUUUCUCAGUAAUUUAUCAGACUUUUAGGCAGCUGGAAGUGGAGUUGGUGAGGUGGAAGUGGCACCAACAGGCUUCACAAACCUUUGACCUUCAUAAUGUUUAACCAUGGCAGUGCUGUCUGUGUCAGGCCCUCUGAGAGGCACAUUCUGUUCCCCAUUCUCUCACCAGUUCUUUUCUUUCACCUUUUUGAAGGUAACGUACUGUAUACUGUUGUUGACAUUUUUUCAUGUUUUCCUUUGUAUACAAGUUCAGACUUAAUGAGUCAAUUUCCUCUUUUUUUUCCUUCAAAAGAUGACAAGUUGUAUUGAUACAGGGACAAGAGUUCUCACCUUUAUGGAGAAAACUGCGGUUGGUAAAAUAUCCCAGCAUGGACCAAAAGCUUUCCCUGGUGGAUUUGUAUGUUUGACAGCUGCACCGUGUUUCAUGUUGCCCUUUACAGCACCGUCACCGGACAGAAGACACAGAGGAACAUGGUGGUAGAAACAUUAUCACCCUUUUAUUCCUGGUGUUUCAUGAGCUGCCGUGCUCAGUAUCAUCACUCUGUCUGGCUCCACAUACAAAGUGCUUGUCCUGUAAAAGCUGUUGCUAACGUAGAGUUUUAAUAAAAUCUUGUGGAAUAAAACAGCACUUCUUAAAUGGCCUGUCAUUUUACUGAUAUUGAUGUAGACCGUUUUGUUUUUCAUUUUUUAAAAGUUAUUUUAUGCCCAACUCAAGUUGUAUUAAAAUAUUGAUUUCAAUAGAAGGAGACAGUGCUUUAAUACAAUCUGAGUUGUAGAGACUUUUCUUCAUCAUGUAUUUGCAAACGCAUACUCAAUAUUUCGCACUGGAGUGCAGUCAGUGAGCAACUCAGAUGAUGUGAAAAUGUAAUUAUUGUAAUUAACCAGUGAGAUGCCUUGAAAUGUCUUCCAAAGUUGUAUAGAAAUUGUUUCAGAGAUGCCUUCUCUGAGAUUGUGACCCUGAAACAGUGGGUGUCUGUUUGCAAAUACAAGAAUU
Myripristis murdjan (pinecone soldierfish) is the source of this 6819-nucleotide messenger RNA. It is a transcript of the gene znf318, whose product is annotated as zinc finger protein 318. Gene Ontology annotation, cellular component: nucleoplasm. Gene Ontology annotation, biological process: positive regulation of DNA-templated transcription; negative regulation of DNA-templated transcription. Gene Ontology annotation, molecular function: zinc ion binding; nucleic acid binding. The record is from RefSeq and is a predicted model, not a curated record. Lineage: Eukaryota; Metazoa; Chordata; Actinopteri; Holocentriformes; Holocentridae. The transcript is spliced from 11 exons. Bases 201 to 5747 code for a protein of 1848 amino acids.